AUGAACUCGGUGUGUAUCUCUAGCUGCAUCAACGACGCACAAGACACGCGCGUGCCGGUUCGUGCCACGUACGCGAACCUCUAUAAGUGGCCUGAAUCCGAUGCCGAGUUUGUCCGCUCCUCCGUCCGACGUGGAGGCGGCGUACCGGCGGUGCGUGUAGUCGAUAGCAUCUCUUGCCGGCAGAUGUAUCUCCGGAGCUACACGUUCUCUCGGGAAGAUGACGAUAAGAGCAAAUCGGAGUUGGAGAAAGUGACGUCAACGAAGCAGGCGUCGUGUCUAGGGAGGGUUAAGGAAACCGCGUCCUUCCGGUGGGGGAAUAAGGAGGAAAGGGACGUCAUCGUUGAGAGGAGGAAACGUCAUCGUCGUGAGAAGAUGAGAGAUAGAAAGAAAAUGAGAGAACAAGCUUGUUCUGUUAUGUUCAGGUUCUUUCAAAGGUUACUGUUUUGUGCUACCGUAGAUGUUGUUGAUCCAAUCUAG
Microthlaspi erraticum is the source of this 477-nucleotide messenger RNA. The record is from the annotation of a GenBank genome assembly. Lineage: Eukaryota; Viridiplantae; Streptophyta; Magnoliopsida; Brassicales; Brassicaceae.